Molecule: messenger RNA, 2303 nt
Organism: Momordica charantia (bitter melon)
Lineage: Eukaryota; Viridiplantae; Streptophyta; Magnoliopsida; Cucurbitales; Cucurbitaceae
Source: RefSeq, a predicted model, not a curated record
UCUCUGGUUCAGGCUUCUCUCUCUCUCUCUCUCUCUGCACUUUCCUUCUCGCCAGGUUUCUUAAUUCACACAAAACGCAUUUGGGUCAUUCAUUGCGUGCGUGCUUCACAUCUUCGCUACGAAGUUUUUUUCAAAUUGAUUUUUCAGUUUUCUUCUUGAUUCGGCUCCUUCUGUAAUUUGGGUUUCUCUCUGAUCUCGAUUCAAUUCAGCGUUUGGGGAAACUGGAUUUCGAGUCUUAGCAGCAAGAACAAAGAAGAUAUUAAAGAAUCAGCAUCCCCUUUGCUUUUAAGCGUCAUUUCAUCGGCUUUAUACUACUUUGGAGUUUGGGCGUCGGUCCAACUGCGACGUCCAUAAGUAACCCAUAAUUUCUUUUUCUUCAUUUCCCCAUUUUUAUUCCGCUGGGUUGAGUUCAUUUUUUGCCCAUUUCAGAGAAAAAGGUAGAGAACUUUGGGUUUUGGGUUUCCCCCAUUGUAAUCUGGGUUUCUUGUUUUUCGUCUGGCGAUAGAAAUGUUUGGAACUGCGUUGCAGUUUGGGGGAAUCAAGGGUGAGGAUCGGUUUUAUAUUCCAGUAAAGGCAAGGAAGAAUUAUAAUCAGCAAAAGCCGUCGAGGAGACCCGUCAAGAGCGAUGAAACUGAGAGCCCUUCUUCAGAUAUGAAGACCAAAGUCGUGGCUUCUACUACUAAGCCUUCUAAGCCAUUAACUCCUCAGCAUAAGAGCAACUUGGAGAGAUUCUUGGACGCCACAACGCCUUCAGUUCCAGCGCAGUACUUCUCUAAGACAACUAUGAGGGGUUGGCGGACUUGUGAUAUUGAGUUUCAACCUUAUUUCAUUCUGAAUGAUCUGUGGGAGUCUUUCAAGGAGUGGAGUGCAUACGGUGCUGGAGUUCCUUUAGUACUUAAUGGAGGCGACUCUGUUGUCCAAUAUUACGUUCCAUAUUUGUCUGGCAUCCAAAUAUAUGGUGAAUCUGCAAUGAGAUCAGAUUCUAAGUGCAGGCUGGCUGGUGAGGACAGUGACCUCGACUCCUCCAGGGAUACAAGUAGCGACGGUAGCAUUGAAUAUGAAGUUGGAAAAAACUCUCAAAUUUCUAGGGAGCAAUGGGUUCAUGACCUUCUAACUUGUGAAAACACACUUAAAAUGAGAAAUAUGUCUGUAAGAGAUGAACAUUGCAUGAUACAAGAAGGUUUUUCGAGUGAUGAUGGGGAUGCUGGAAAUCCUAGGAGUGUUUUGCUCUUUCAGUUUUUUGAGCAAGAUCUUCCUUAUCAACGAGUUCCAUUGGCUGAUAAGAUAUUUGAUCUUGCUUACCAAUAUCCUGGUUUGAAAUCUUUAAGAAGUUGUGAUAUCCAGCCAGCCAGUUGGGUCUCUGUCGCAUGGUACCCGAUAUACCGUAUACCCACCGGUCCGACAUUAAAAGAUUUGGAUGCUUGCUUUUUAACAUAUCAUUCCCUUUCGACUCCCAUUAGAGGUAAUGGACAUGGCCAGGCACCAGUGAUGAUAUAUCCAAAUGACAUGGAUGGUGUCCCAAAGGUCUCCUUGCCUGUUUUUGGAUUGGCUUCUUACAAGCUAAAAGGCUCAAUUUGGGCGCAAAAUGGAGUCAAGGAGCAUCAGAUGGCAAAUUCUCUGAUGCAGGCAGCGGAUAACUGGCUGAGGCUUCUUCAGGUUCAUCAACCUGAUUUUCAGUUCUUUGCAUCGCACGGGACGUACUGGAGAUGACAAACGAUGACUCGAGAUGUGUCUCUACCUCCAUGCUACCCGCUUGAACUACAGCCCAAAAUAACAAACUCAGUCGCAUGUCAACGAUUGUUAAUGAUGCAUUUUGAUUUUGGGUGGCUUUGUUCUUUCUGGGAAUACAUUUCAUAGAGGCAGGUAAGAAAAAAGUUCACAGCAACUUGUUAAAAACAUGUGAAAUGGUGGAGAACUAGUAAAACUGUGAAAUGGGAGUGGUAGCAGAACAGAACAGGGCUCAAAUGAAGUGGAAUCUGAAGGGCAAAAAGCAACAUGGAAUACAUAAUGGCAAUCAAGAUGCAGGUUGUCUAUCAUUUUACACUUAAUCCAUGGAAACUUGGGGAGAAGUUAAUCUCUUUUUGUGCACUCCCUUCAAAUUCAGAGUCGUCAUGGUUUGUUUUGUUGAUCGACGUGUUCUUCAAUAUAGUUUCGUCAAACUUCUACGUCAAGAAGUAUAAAUUUCCAUGUAUAUUACGUAUGUUUUUGAUGUGAUGUAUCUUUCUUUAGAAUUGAAGAAGUAUAAAUGAAAGAGAUUAGAUCGAAUUUCAUAUCGAAAACAGUAGAUACCAUCUUUGUGUGUA